Molecule: messenger RNA, 2181 nt
Organism: Hemiscyllium ocellatum (epaulette shark)
Lineage: Eukaryota; Metazoa; Chordata; Chondrichthyes; Orectolobiformes; Hemiscylliidae
Product: copine-8-like
Exons: 20
Coding region: 103-1842 (579 amino acids)
Biological process (GO): cellular response to calcium ion
Cellular component (GO): plasma membrane
Molecular function (GO): calcium-dependent phospholipid binding
Source: RefSeq, a predicted model, not a curated record
GAACUCCGAUUCCUGAUAUAUAUUUUCUCUCUCUUUCUCUCUCUCCAGUAAGACAGGCAACCUUUAAUUGCCGUUCCUUGGCUUUGUUGUGGUGUGACGUUGAUGCUGAGAGAACCAGCCUGGAAUUACUGGAUGCCGAUGGAAGACGCGAUGGACAAAUUCGAUGAUAUGGCUUCUGUGAGCGAAUUCGACCCUAUUCAAGGAAGCAUCCCGGCCACUAAAGUGGAGAUUACCGUCUCCUGCAGGAAUCUUUUGGAUAAAGAUACAUUCUCAAAAUCUGAUCCAUUAUGUGUUCUAUAUGUACAAGGAAUUGAGACGAUACAGUGGAGAGAGUUUGGAAGAACAGAAGUAAUCGACAACACCUUAAAUCCAGACUUUGUACGGAAGUUCAUUCUAGAUUACUUCUUUGAAGAACGACAAAAUCUCCGAUUUGAUUUGUAUGAUGUUGAUUCAAAAAGCCCAGAUUUAUCAAAACAUGAUUUUCUGGGACAGAUGUUCUGCACCCUGGGGGAGAUUGUGGGCUCAUCAGGAAGCCGAUUAGAGAAACCACUAAUCGGAAUUCCAGGAAAGAAAUGUGGGGCAAUCAUACUGUCAGCUGAAGAACUUGGGAAUUGUCGGGAUGUUGCAACAAUGCAAUUCUGUGCCAAUAAACUUGACAAGAAAGAUUUCUUUGGAAAAUCUGAUCCUUUCAUGGUUUUCUAUAGAAGUAAUGAAGAUGGAACCUUCACAAUUUGCCAUAAAACAGAAGUGGUGAAAAAUACCCUGAAUCCUGUGUGGCUGCAGUUCUGUAUUCCAGUGAGAGCCCUCUGUAAUGGUGAUUAUGAUAGAACAAUCAAGGUGGAGGUAUACGACUGGGACAGAGAUGGGAGCCAUGACUUCAUUGGAGAGUUUACAACAAGCUAUCGAGAACUUGCCAGAGGCCAAAGUCAGUUCAAUGUUUAUGAGGUAAUAAAUCAAAAAAAGAAAAUAAAGAAGAAGAAAUAUGUUAAUUCAGGAACAGUUACAUUGUUAUCUUUCACAGUUGAAUCUGAGCAUACAUUCCUCGAUUAUAUUAAAGGAGGAACACAGAUAAACUUUACGGUGGCUAUUGAUUUCACAGCUUCUAAUGGAAAUCCAUCUCAGUCCACCUCAUUACACUAUAUGAAUCCUUACCAGAUGAAUGCAUAUGCAAUGGCACUGAAAGCAGUGGGGGAAAUCAUUCAGGACUAUGACAGUGAUAAGAUGUUUCCAGCUUUGGGAUUUGGAGCUAAAUUGCCUCCCGAUGGAAGAGUUUCACAUGAGUUUGCUUUGAAUGGCAACCCUGACAACCCAUAUUGUAAUGGUAUUGAAGGAAUUCUUGAAGCAUAUCACAGGAGCCUCAAAACAGUGCAGCUUUAUGGACCAACAAACUUUGCACCAGUGAUUAAUCACGUAGCAAGAUAUGCAACAGCAGUACAAGAUGGCUCACAGUACUUUGUUCUGCUCAUUAUAACAGAUGGAGUUAUCUCAGACAUGGCACAGACUAAAGAAGCUAUUGUUAAUGCUGCUAAGCUUCCGAUGUCAAUUAUUAUUGUUGGAGUUGGACAAGCAGAAUUUGAUGCAAUGGUGGAAUUGGAUGGUGAUGACAUCAGAGUAUCUUCACGAGGGAAACUUGCAGAGAGAGAUAUUGUACAGUUUGUGCCAUUUCGAGAUUACAUUGACCGCACAGGAAACCAUGUGCUUAGCAUGGCUCGACUGGCUAAAGACGUUCUGGCUGAGAUUCCAGACCAGUUUAUUUCCUACAUGAAAACCCGAAGCAUCAAGCCCAACCCUGCCCCACCACCAUACACACCUACAGGCCUUGGUGUCCACACACAGAUCUGACAAACAUCAUUUCUGGGAUACUUAAACUUGCCAGGAACGGCUUGUGAUGUUUAAUGUGUUGAUUAUUCAUCUGCUGUAGCCAGAUGCCAAGAAAGCAGAACAUCUUGAGAAGUUUCUUGUACUCAAUCGUAAGAUUUGUUCUACAAGUACAAUAUUGUUGAGUGAUUGAGGUUAACCAAAAUAUAGGGUCCCGAUUCUUUGAAGACAGAAUAACAAAGAAAGUUGUGAAAACUUCUGCUGGAGUUUCAGAAGGGAUUGACUGUCAGUCCACUCAAGGAGUGAAGUCGGAUAAAAUGUGUGGAAUAUAGUGAGUAGAAAAUGCGGAAUAAAUUGAGGACU